Molecule: messenger RNA, 2278 nt
Organism: Nothobranchius furzeri (turquoise killifish)
Lineage: Eukaryota; Metazoa; Chordata; Actinopteri; Cyprinodontiformes; Nothobranchiidae
Product: heat shock protein beta-1
Biological process (GO): cellular response to unfolded protein
Cellular component (GO): protein folding chaperone complex; nucleus; cytoplasm
Molecular function (GO): protein homodimerization activity
Source: RefSeq, a predicted model, not a curated record
AAUAAAGCUGUGAAUGUGCACUGAUUUAUACUCAGAUGCUUGCUUCAUCAGCUGAACAACUUGUUGCCCACAAACACACAUCUGUGAAAUUCCUCUCCACCACUUGAACACAUCCAUCACUCUCCUUUAGCCGUAAACACUCAGCAGUUUCGUUUUGUUUACCCUGCUAAUUCACCCUUUCUAGUUCUAACCUUGAGUUCAGAAAGUGGAAUAAACAUUUUUUGAUUAGCGUGUGACUUUAAACGCACGUGACGUUCCCUCAAAAUAACGCACGGUUGUAAUUUUUGCAGACAAAGAGCGCCAGUAUGUGACGAGACUGCAGAGGCCAGUGCUGAAUGAACCGGCUGCCUCCAGAGCCGUUCUCAAAACACUUACCCGGCAGAGACAGGCAAGAGGUAUAAACACAAAUAAUUAGUGUUGGCCUGUCCACAUCCCAGGGCAACGGCGAGUAUAUCACACUGCCCUCACCUCUGACAUCCCACUCUCUGCCACUCAAGUGUUAAAUGAAUCAGCUGCAUACAUAAAGUGUGUCAUUAGGCUGAUUCCCUCCUUUCUCCUCCUCCUCAUCUGUUGCUGCAUGAGAGCCAUAAAUACAGCUGCUCCAUUGUAUGGUGUUCUGGUCCUCACAUUUGUUUGUCAGGCGGGAGCUCCAGGCUCUCCUCUCCACACACCCCUCUCCUUCGCUCUGAGACGAUUCUUUAAAAGACAUGGAUGAACAAAAGAAGACUUUAUCCCGUCCCAUCUUCCGCCGAGAUGUGGGCUGGGAACCCUUCCCAAACUGGACUCAGCCGAGCCACAUCUUUGCACAAGAUUUUGGGCUCCCUCCUUUCCUGGAGCCCAGUGAUCUGGACUGGCUCGACUGGGCGAAGAAGAGGUUGGCUUCUUCCUCCUGGCCGGGUUUCGCCCAAACUCCCCUUCUGCCUCUGUUUGUGGGUCAGAACCCCGGGGUGCUGGAUCCUAAGACUCUGAGACAGUUGACAAGCGGAGUGUCGGAGAUCCGGACAGGACAGAACAGCUGGAAAGUCAACCUGGACGUCAAUCACUUCUCACCAGAGGACAUCACCAUAACGACAAAGGAGGGUUAUCUGCAAAUCUCAGGAAAUCACGAAGAGAGGCAGGACAAGCAUGGCCUAGUUUCAAGGUGCUUCACUCGUAAAUACAAGUUACCACAGGGGGUGGAUUUGCAGCACAUCAGUUCAUCUUUGAGCGGUGGAGUCCUGUCUGUCGAGGCUCCCGUUGCUGGGACGUCCAUCAGCAACCCGAGCUCUGAGAUGGUUGUUCCGGUUCAGAUCAGACAGACACAGGAUGAGGAGAAGUGAGGGGUCCAAACUCCGCACCAACGUUUCUCAGACUGAAAUAAAGAAAAAAAGAUGAAUGUCACACAACAGUGGCUUACUAACAUUUGCCUACUAAGUUUGCUUACCUGCAAUUAAAAAAAAUAUACGCUUAUUAAAUUAUCAACAGCAACAGAUCAGCAAUAAACAAAGCUUUGCAGAAAAACAAGCUACAUGACUUAAGGGGGGUCAAUGUGUGAAAAUUAAAAAAGUAAAUCUCUAUUACUGUAAUUAGUCAUUUUUAUGUCAAUAUUAAAUCAAUCUGGAAAUGACUUAAUCAAACUAAUUUAUAAUUGUAUCAAAAACGCACAGAGCUAUAAACGGAACCUUUUUUUCUUUGUUAAUAAAUAAAAAUGUAUUUUAUUUUGUAGGCCUAUGCAAAAAUGCUGUUAUGGUUAAAAACCUGCCUGAAUAUUUAAAUGUUUAUUGAACCUGUUUAAAGCCUUUGCUGCAGCGCAGCAUUAACUAGUUCAAACGGUCACUGUGGGUCAUCAGCAAGACAAUAAUAUCACAAUAACAGCAAGGCAUGAAAAGUCGACAUAAAUUAUUUUUGCAAAGAAAUAAAACAUAGUGACAUGUUUAAUAAAUACAAUUUUAAAUUAUUAACAGCUUUUUUUUUAGAAUGUAAUAAAAUAAAGAUGUUAAAAUGCAUUUAAUGAUUUGUGAAUUUGUCAUAUUGCAGCACUUUUUGCCUUCCAUACAAGUAAAAUAACUAGCUUAUCACAAUAAAAUGUACUUAAGAUUUAACAUCUUAUAGCAUGUGUUUUAAAUGAUACAUAUUAGGCUGUAGGACUAUGCAGUAAAGUAUUUUAGAUCCUGUAAUGCACUGUUUCUGUUGUAUAUGUUUGUCAAACUGUCAAAAAAGAAAAUACUAUAGUAGUAGUACUAAAAUACUAAAUGUACAUCUAGAGACACAUCUGAAAAUAAUAUUUCUUCUUUGUGAA